UUACCCUGAUACAUGUCACAACCCGCAGAAAACAGAGAGCGUUGUUCCGUACAGUAUUUGGAAACAAGAAGUGGAAAUGGACGAUUAAUUACUGGACAAGUUUACACUCCGAGGUCGCUCCACUUGGAGAAGAAGGGCUGGGAGACAGCAGGAAGGGGGAGGAGGAUGUUUUAGGUCUUUCAAGUCUUUCAGGUCUCUCAAGUAUUUCAAAUCAGCUGGAUCUAUUGCUAAAUUCGGCCAGAGUUAAAGCGAAGUCAUCCUCAGCCAGCUUGUGGAUUGUUUGCUCACUCUCUCGGUGUGCCUGAGAGCUGUGUUAACAACAGAGAGGAUCAAUAAUGUUCUAAAUCCACCCCUCCCCAGGAAAAAAAGCAGAUAAUCUUUUAACCAUGGAGCCGGACUACGAGAUAGCCGCAGAGAUGAAGACGGACGAAUGGAAGCAGCUGGAGCAGGCAACGCCGAUGAAGAUCUUCCUCACCGUCCUCUACAGCGUCAUCCUGCUGACGGGGAUCGUGGGAAACAGCAUCACCAUCCGAGUCACCCAGGUGCUGCAGAGGAAGGGCUACCUGCAGAAGAACGUGACCGACCACAUGGUAAGCCUGGCCUGCUCGGACCUCCUGGUACUACUGAUCGGGCUUCCUGUGGAGCUUUACAGCGCCAUCUGGUUCCCCUUCUCGUCCGCCUCCGGCAACGUGGCCUGCAAGGUCUACAACUUCCUCUUCGAGGCAUGCAGCUACGCCACCAUCCUGAAUGUGGCCACUCUCAGCUUUGAGCGCUACAUUGCCAUCUGCCACCCCUUCAGAUACAAGUCACUGUCAGGCUCUCGCACAGUCAAGCUCAUCGUUUUCGUCUGGAUAGCCUCGGCCAUGGUCGCCCUUCCUCUGCUUUUUGCCACUGGGACCGAGGGGCCCAAGGGCGACCCGCUUUUUGACAGAGUGGAACAGCAGAACUUGACAUUCUGCACAAACCUCACCCGCCGCUGGGUGAUGUACAGGUCCAGCAUCUUCAUUGCAUUCAUCGUGUACGUUGUGGUGCUAGUGAGUGUGGGUAUAAUGUGCAAGAGCAUGAUCAGUGUGCUGAAGGACAACAAGGGCCAGCCAGCCAAGCCAGAGGUCAACAGUGUGAGGUUCCUGCCCAAGCACGAGAGUUCCAAGGUUAAAGCAUCCAGAAAGCAAACUAUCCUGUUUUUAGGUUUAAUUGUUGGCGCUCUUGCCGGAUGCUGGAUUCCAAACCAGAUCCGUCGCCUCAUGACUGCGGCAAGACCAAAAGCCAACUGGACCCUGCCAUACUUCAAUGUCUACGUCACCCUUCACCCGAUCGCUGACACCUUCUUCUACCUCAGCUCCGUGCUCAACCCCUUCCUCUACAACCUGUCUUCGCGCCAGUUCCGCCAGGUCUUCCUCCAGGUGCUGCGCUGUCGCCUGACCAUCGAACACAUCAACAAGAGGACCCUAAGAGGUCCCGGCGUCGAGUCCACCCGCUCCACGCGUCCCCUGGUAUUCAAGUCCCUCCGGCGUGGGAGGUCCAGCUACAGCAACGACAAACCCAUCACUCUCACAACAUUCCAAGACCCUGAUGCUGCUCCCUCCUCUGCCAACGUCAACAACUCAUCAGAAACUGACAGUACUCUACUGAGCAGUGUGGAAAUUAAGUCUGACACUCAAACGUGAACGUGCUCUUGGUUUAUCAACUGAGUUGUGACGGUUGGAUCAGCAGUGUAAUUCCAGCGGUUGCAUACUGUAUACAUUUACAUCAUGCUAUAUGCAAAGGAUUGUGGGUAAAA
Molecule: messenger RNA, 1780 nt
Organism: Megalops cyprinoides (Indo-Pacific tarpon)
Lineage: Eukaryota; Metazoa; Chordata; Actinopteri; Elopiformes; Megalopidae
Product: G-protein coupled receptor 39-like
Exons: 2
Coding region: 387-1667 (426 amino acids)
Biological process (GO): G protein-coupled receptor signaling pathway
Cellular component (GO): membrane
Molecular function (GO): G protein-coupled receptor activity
Source: RefSeq, a predicted model, not a curated record